UUUGGAAACGAAAAUAGUGAAAACUAGUAUCGCGGAUGUAUGUAUGAUUAUGUUUGUCCAAACUAAAUGCUUUCGUCAGAUGGUAUCAUUCAAGUCUUGUAAAGGAACGAUUAUGAUUAUUUGUCGCGGUUUUAGGCAGACUCGCAAACUGACUUGUAAUGAUACAAAAAUGCCGUUCACACCUGUUGAGACACCGAAAUGCCCAAAAUGCGGCAAAUCCGUUUAUGCCGCUGAAGAGAGAGUAGCUGGUGGUUACAAGUUCCACAAAACCUGUUUCAAAUGCGGACUAUGCAACAAAGCCUUGGACUCCACAAACUGCACAGAACAUGAAAAAGAACUGUUUUGCAAAAAUUGCCAUGCCCGUAAAUAUGGACCAAAAGGCUACGGCUUCGGAGGUGGUGCUGGAUGUUUGUCGAUGGAUACUGGUGCACAUUUGAACAGAGAUGACAUUGAUGGUGUGCGCAAUGGGGCACGCUUGGAGCCACGAGCAAUAGCUAAAGCUCCGGAAGGACAAGGGUGUCCCAGAUGUGGAGGUUACGUCUAUGCGGCUGAACAGAUGUUGGCACGUGGCAGACAAUGGCACAAGGAGUGUUUUAAGUGUGGAAACUGUUCCAAAGGCCUAGAUUCAAUCCUUUGCUGCGAAGGUCCGGACAAAAAUAUUUACUGCAAAGGCUGUUAUGCCAAGAAAUUCGGACCCAAAGGCUAUGGAUAUGGUCAAGGCGGUGGUGCACUUCAGUCUGACUGCUACGCAAAUGGUGAUAUGGCGCCAAAGGUUGCAGAUAUAGAUGUUGGAAAGAUACAAGCUCGCCCAGGCGAAGGCUGCCCGCGUUGUGGUGGCGUGGUCUUUGCUGCAGAGUUGGUGCUAUCGAAGGGUCGCGAAUGGCACAGGAAGUGUUUCAAAUGCAGAGAUUGUACAAAAACUUUGGACUCUAUCAUUGCGUGCGAUGGACCUGACAAAGAAGUGUACUGCAAAACUUGCUAUGGAAAGAAAUGGGGUCCUCACGGUUACGGAUUCGCAUGCGGAUCCAGUUUUUUGCAAACCGAUGGCAUGACCGAAGAUCAAAUUUCCUCCCAGCGACCAUUUGUGUGUCCUGAUACUACGUCAAUAAAAGCACCUGAAGGCGAGGGCUGCCCACGCUGCGGCGGAGCUGUUUUUGCUGCUGAGCAACAGCUCUCCAAAGGUCGUAUGUGGCAUAGGAAGUGCUACAACUGCACUGAGUGUCAUCGCCCGCUGGACUCGAUGCUUGCCUGCGACGGACCUGAUAAGGAUAUUUACUGCAGGGCUUGUUAUGGCAAACGAUUUGGCCCGAAAGGAUUCGGCUAUGGCCACGCACCAACACUGGUGUCGACUUCUGGUGAAUCUACCAUUCAAUACCCCGAAGGUAAACCAUUCACUGGACCGCGUUCGUCGGGAGGCUGUCCACGGUGCGGUUAUGCGGUCUUCGCUGCUGAGCAAAUGAUUAGCAAAAGCAGAAUUUGGCACAAACGUUGCUUCCAUUGUGCUGAUUGUAGAAAGUCCCUCGAUUCAACCAAUUUAAAUGAUGGUCCCGAUGGUGAUAUUUAUUGCAGAGCGUGUUAUGGUCGAAAUUUCGGACCAAAAGGUGUUGGUUUCGGGCUUGGUGCAGGCACCCUGACAAUGACAUAAAGUACUUUUCCAAAUAAUAACUAUGUAUAAAUAUAUACAUAUACAUACAUAUGUACAUAUGUAAACGUAUAUGUAUGUGAAUACAUAUAAAUCCAAAGAAGAAAACAAAACACAAAAACGAACUUAACGAAACGCAAACGGCUAUAAUUUUCAGUACGAAGUAGGUAUUAAAAAACAAAAAAAAACUUAAACUCGACAAAAACAACGAUCUAAUUAAACGAAAACUCACGCCACAAAUUAGUUUACAUCGAGGACGAACGUUUUACUUUUAUUUAAAUCUCCUUUUUUGUAUGCGUGGAUAAAUUAAGACGUUUUUUUUUAUAUACUAUACAUACAACAUAUUUUAUAUCUUUUAUUCGUACAAUUCAUUCAAUAACUUUUUUCAUCAAGUUAUUUUAAAGACUGUUCUCUUAACCAGUACCGUGUAUCAAUAAUUUUUAAGAAACGUGUUGAAAUAAGUCAUUGAUUGGGUUGUCUGAAUAGCAACAUAUUUAAAAAAUUUCCUGAAUGCAUACUAUUAGAUUUUUACAUAUGUAUAUAUAGUAUAUUUAUAAAAAUGACAACAAAGUAUGUGUGUACGUGUAAUACAAAAGUUGUCGCCAAGUAUUUAUGUAUGAAAAAACUGUGCGUAUUUGAGAACAAAAUAUAGAGCGAAAGACCCUAACUAAUAAAAGUUAAAUUGUUUUCGCAGUCA
Rhagoletis pomonella (apple maggot) is the source of this 2339-nucleotide messenger RNA. It is a transcript of the gene Mlp60A, whose product is annotated as muscle LIM protein Mlp84B. Gene Ontology annotation, biological process: sarcomere organization; muscle tissue development. Bases 44 to 1645 code for a protein of 533 amino acids. Gene Ontology annotation, molecular function: structural constituent of muscle; actinin binding. NCBI's taxonomy places the organism in Eukaryota, Metazoa, Arthropoda, Insecta, Diptera, Tephritidae. The record is from RefSeq and is a predicted model, not a curated record. Gene Ontology annotation, cellular component: Z disc; cytoplasm; nucleus. The transcript is spliced from 9 exons.